Messenger RNA from Chaetomium globosum CBS 148.51, 1533 nucleotides. RefSeq lists its product as uncharacterized. The record is from RefSeq and is a predicted model, not a curated record. The transcript is spliced from 2 exons. Bases 1 to 1533 code for a protein of 510 amino acids. Lineage: Eukaryota; Fungi; Ascomycota; Sordariomycetes; Sordariales; Chaetomiaceae.
AUGGCACGCUCCGGCGGCCGGAGGGUGGGGAAACCGACGACGGAGAUUGACUAUAGCGCGCUAGAGGACCAAGAGUACCGUUAUUAUGGUGCGUCAGGUCAUGAGGCUCAAGCCAACUCCGCCAGGUGCAGGCGUGGCAUCGAGCUCUCAGACUUCGUGCGAAAUUGGACAUUCCUCAAGUAUCUUCUCCUAGGCCUCCUCGGGACAGGUCUUGUAGCGGCGGUUUUCUUCCUCGCCGUUGCUAUGGCCAUCAUCGUCCGGUCGGUAACAGCCGACAACACCAGCUUCGACCCAAGCCAUCCCGACUUCGCUCUGUACAAGAACAGCCGUUUCAAAGAGUGCUACAGCCUUACACCCGAUACCCAGAACUGCACUGCCAUCCGGGCCGGUCUCGAUGCGCACUCGACCCGUCUUUCCAGCGAGUUCGGCUACGUCGACAACACGGCAGGCUGGGCAGCCUAUACCUCGGCCGAGCAAAGUGCACACCCCCCCAUCUACGAUUGGUGCCAGAUCGUAAGCUGCUUUAACGGCUUUAAAAUCAUACCAUCCGAAGCACGCCCGUCGGCCACUAUCCUACCCGACAUCGUCUGCUGGUGGAUCGUCAUAGCCACCUCCGUCAGCGCGCUAUUUCACGCUGGAAAGCAGCUCUGGUAUGCCUACAAGCCCGAGAGCGAACCCUGCAAGGCACGGCGCGACAUAUCAUGGCUCGACUGGAUCUUCAUCGCGUAUGACCUGGGCGGCCCCAUCCUAUUCUGGUGGAUAUCGUUCGGCCUGUUCGCUGCCAACCCGGCCCAGUCAGCCACCAUUGCCCUCACGGCCUGGGUGGCGGCGUGGAAGCUCGGGUACAUCACCAAAUACCACCCCUACUCGUGCGCCCUCGAAUACCACCCCAAGGCUAAGCUCUGGAUCCCCCGCUUCUUCAAUCUCAUGGCGCUCCUCCAAUGGGCCGGCGGUGUGUACAUCAUGGUCGUCUACCUGGGUGACCUGAGCAGCAAGGGCUCGACGCUGACCAGCUACGACUGCCUCGAGUCCGCGGUGGGGGCCGCGCCGGGGUCCAGCCCGUGCUCGGCCGCCGACCUCUGCUCCAAGGCCCUGCUCUUCCGGAACGACGACUUCCGCUACCCAGACACCUUCCAGGUCGGCGGCCGGUACACCCUGCUGGCCUUCUUCUGGACGUGGACCCUGAUGGCCGUCAUGCCCUUCGUCUUCAUGCUCAUCGGCUGGCUGGGCAGCAAGCUGGCCGGCGACUCGGCCGAGCGGAUGAAGGAGGACGCCCGCUACCUGUGGCGCGUCGUCAACCUGGGCCCGCACUUCUACAUCGCCUUGGCUACUUUUAUAUGCAUCGGCUUCAGCACUGGCUACGCCGUCCACAUGCUGCAGACGUGGGACGACACCCGCAACAGGGAGGGGCCGUUUAGGUUUCAUCAGGAGUGCAAUGCCGUACAUGUCGCGUUGAGUCCGUGGAGGAACUUUUUGGAUCUGAGCGAGUAUUCCAGGGCGUAUAGGAUUGUGAAGAUGGUGUUUGUGGCUUGA